AUGUCGUACAACCAAGGACCGCCACCGUAUGCUUCAGAUCCACAACUCCCUCCCUCAGUCCCGUACGCAAACACCCAAGGUCCUCAGCCAUAUCCCGCCCAUCCAGCCUAUAUGAACCCUCCAUACGGUGGUGGUGGAGGUGCUCCGAUUAUCAUUAUGCAGCAACAACAGCAACAGCAACAACAACAGCAGCAGCCACAUCAAGUCAUUGUGGCUUGA
Molecule: messenger RNA, 219 nt
Organism: Adineta ricciae
Lineage: Eukaryota; Metazoa; Rotifera; Eurotatoria; Adinetida; Adinetidae
Source: the annotation of a GenBank genome assembly